AUGACACCGGCUGUGGAGGAGAACAAAGUGGGGUGGGACGUGCGGCAGGUACUAGAGCACAUCCACGGGGGCCCUGCCUCCAGCCGUGCGCCCCUCACCAUCCUCGACGAGCCUGCGGGUCUGGCGCAGGGGCUGCAGGGCAGCGGAGGGACUGGGUGGCGCGACGCCCGGAGCAUCCUUGCAUCUAGUCCCCGCCCGCCGGUGCUGCCGCCGCUGCCCUGCGUGACUUCUUUGUGUUUUGCGUUCUGCCCGCGCCUCUUCUCCGCAGGACCUGUCCGUCCUCCUCCGGGCUACAAGAAGGCAGACGAUGAGAUGUCCCGGGCCACGUCUGUUGGAGACCAGCUGGACGCACCAGCCCGCACCAUUUACCUCAACCAACCGCAUCUCAACAAAUUCUGUGACAACCAGAUCAGCACGGCCAAGUACAGCGUGGUGACGUUUCUACCUCGAUUCUUGUACGAGCAGAUCAGGAGAGCUGCCAAUGCCUUCUUCCUCUUCAUUGCCUUAUUACAGCAAAUUCCAGAUGUAUCUCCAACAGGAAGAUACACCACCCUGGUGCCAUUGAUCAUUAUUUUAACAAUCGCAGGCAUCAAAGAGAUUGUAGAAGAUUUUAAGCGACAUAAGGCAGACAAUGCAGUUAACAAAAAGAAAACCAUAGUGUUAAGGAAUGGUAUGUGGCAAACCAUUGUGUGGAAAGAGGUGGCCGUGGGAGACAUCGUCAAGGUCGUCAACGGGCAGUACCUUCCAGCAGACGUGGUCCUGCUCUCCUCCAGUGAACCUCAGGCAAUGUGUUACGUUGAAACAGCCAACCUGGACGGGGAGACGAACCUUAAAAUACGUCAGGGUUUGAGCCACACUGCGGACAUGCAGACGAGGGAGGUGCUGAUGAAGUUGUCUGGGACCAUAGAGUGUGAAGGGCCCAAUCGCCACCUCUACGACUUCACCGGGAACUUGAACUUGGAUGGGAAAAGCCCCGUUGCCCUUGGGCCGGACCAGAUCUUAUUGAGAGGCACACAGCUUAGAAACACUCAGUGGGGCUUUGGCAUAGUUGUUUACACUGGACAUGACACCAAGCUCAUGCAGAAUUCCACCAAAGCCCCUCUCAAGAGGUCGAACGUGGAGAAGGUAACCAACGUGCAGAUCCUGGUGCUGUUCGGCAUCCUCCUGGUCAUGGCCCUGGUGAGCUCGGUGGGGGCCCUGUACUGGAACGGCUCUCAAGGAGGAAAGAACUGGUACAUCAAGAAGAUGGACGCGACCUCAGACAAUUUUGGAUACAACCUGUUGACAUUCAUCAUCCUCUACAACAAUCUGAUUCCCAUCAGUCUGCUGGUGACUCUUGAGGUUGUGAAGUACACACAAGCCCUCUUCAUAAACUGGGACACAGAUAUGUAUUAUCUAGGAAAUGACACCCCUGCCAUGGCCAGGACAUCAAACCUUAAUGAAGAGCUUGGCCAGGUAAAAUAUCUAUUUUCUGACAAAACAGGAACUCUUACAUGCAAUAUCAUGAAUUUCAAAAAGUGUAGCAUUGCUGGGGUAACCUAUGGUCAUUUUCCAGAACUGACAAGGGAACCAUCCUCAGAUGAUUUCUCCCGGAUUCCUCCUCCACCUAGUGAUUCCUGCGACUUUGAUGACCCCAGGCUCUUGAAGAACAUUGAGGAUCAUCAUCCCACAGCACCCUGCAUCCAGGAGUUCCUGACCCUGCUGGCCGUGUGCCACACCGUGGUCCCCGAGAGGGAUGGGGACAGCAUUGUCUACCAGGCCUCCUCCCCAGACGAAGCCGCUUUGGUUAAAGGGGCCCGGAAGCUGGGCUUUGUCUUCACAGCCAGAACGCCCUACUCUGUCAUCAUCGAGGCCGUAAGUGACAGCCCUGGGCACCGCCGGAUGCUCCUGGUCACCUGCUUUCUGGAAGGCUGUCUCGACAGAAAGAGAAUGUCUGUGAUAGUGCGAACUCCUUCAGGACAGCUUCGACUCUACUGUAAAGGGGCUGAUAACGUGAUUUUUGAGAGACUUUCAAAAGAUUCAAAAUACAUGGAGGAGACUCUCUGCCACCUGGAGUACUUUGCCACGGAAGGCUUGCGGACUCUGUGCGUGGCUUACGCCGACCUCAGUGAGCGGGAUUACGAGGAGUGGCUCCAAGUCUACCAGGAAGCCAGCACCAUCCUGAAGGAUCGUGCACAGCGGCUGGAGGAGUGCUACGAGAUCAUCGAGAAGAAUCUACUGCUACUUGGAGCCACCGCCAUAGAAGAUCGACUUCAGGCAGGCGUGCCGGAAACCAUAGCAACUCUGUUGAAGGCUGAGAUUAAAAUAUGGGUGUUGACAGGUGACAAACAAGAAACUGCUAUUAAUAUAGGUUAUUCCUGCCGGUUGGUAUCACAGAACAUGGCCCUUAUCCUACUGAAGGAGGAUUCUUUGGACCCCCCAAUCCAGAGAGAAUGCGAGCCUGCUGUGAAGCUUUCCCCAAAUCAGCUGUCAGAACUCAACCUGGUGUCUCCCCUGCAGAAGUCGGAGAUAGUGGACGUGGUGAAGAAGCGGGUGAAAGCCAUCACCCUGGCCAUCGGGGAUGGUGCCAACGAUGUGGGGAUGAUCCAGACGGCCCACGUGGGUGUAGGCAUCAGUGGGAACGAGGGCAUGCAGGCCACCAACAACUCGGAUUACGCCAUCGCUCAGUUUUCCUACUUGGAGAAGCUCCUGCUGGUUCACGGUGCCUGGAGCUACAACCGGGUGACCAAGUGCAUCCUGUACUGUUUCUACAAGAACGUAGUUCUCUACAUCAUUGAGCUUUGGUUUGCCUUCGUUAAUGGAUUUUCUGGGCAGAUUUUAUUUGAACGUUGGUGCAUCGGCUUGUACAACGUGAUUUUCACAGCGCUGCCCCCCUUCACGCUGGGCAUCUUCGAGAGGUCUUGCAGCCAGGAGAGCAUGCUGAGGUUCCCACAGCUCUACAAGAUCACCCAGAACGCUGAGGGCUUCAACACCAAGGUUUUCUGGGGUCACUGCAUCAACGCCUUGGUCCACUCGCUCAUCCUCUUCUGGUUUCCCAUGAAAGCGCUGGAGCAUGAUACUGUGUUGGCCAAUGGUCAUGCCACAGACUAUUUAUUUGUUGGAAAUAUCGUUUAUACGUAUGUUGUUGUUACUGUUUGCCUGAAAGCUGGUUUGGAGACGACAGCUUGGACAAAAUUCAGUCACCUGGCCGUCUGGGGAAGCAUGCUCAUCUGGCUGGUGUUUUUUGGCAUCUACUCAACCAUCUGGCCCACCAUUCCCAUCGCUCCAGACAUGAAAGGACAGGCAACCAUGGUUCUGAGCUCUGCGCACUUCUGGCUGGGAUUAUUUCUGGUUCCCACCGCAUGUCUGAUCGAAGACGUGGCAUGGAGAGCGGCCAAGCACACCUGCAAGAAAACACUGCUGGAGGAGGUGCAGGAGCUGGAGACGAAGUCCAGAGUGAUGGGCAGAGCAAUGCUCCGGGACAGUAACGGAAAGAGGAUGAACGAGCGAGACCGGCUGCUAAAGAGGCUGAGCAGGAAGACGCCGCCCACCCUCUUCCGGGGCAGCUCCCUCCAGCAGUCCAUGCCACACGGGUACGCCUUCUCCCAGGAGGAACACGGAGCCGUGACUCAGGAGGAAAUCGUCCGCGCCUAUGACACCACAAAGCAGAAAUCCAGGAAGAAGUAGGACGCUGCCUCCCGCCGGAGCGCAAGAAGAGACUCAUGGCAGCAGCCAAAACACCGCAACACGUCCUGUGGCCUUAGCCCGUUCCUUCGCUCCGUGCCCUGGCGAGCCUGGACCCAGACUGCCGGGGCGCCCCACGCCCUCCCUGCUCGUCCGCCGUGCUCGGCCCGACUCUUGUUUAAGCGUUCAACUGUGCGCUGUGAGGUGUGAAAUUAAAACCAUUAUGUUUCCCCAG
This is a messenger RNA of Odocoileus virginianus texanus, 3898 nucleotides long. NCBI's taxonomy places the organism in Eukaryota, Metazoa, Chordata, Mammalia, Artiodactyla, Cervidae. The record is from RefSeq and is a predicted model, not a curated record.